CUAGCUGCCAGUCCCACAGCGAAGCGGCCUGACAGCGGGGUCGGGUUUGUUAUGAUGGCGGUGGAAGCUAUUUCUUCUCCGGACUGGGAAUUUGACCGAUUUGAUGAUGGGUCUCAAAAGAUCCACACAGAAGUGCAGCUGAAGAAUUAUGGGAAGUUUCUGGAAGAGUACACCUCCCAGCUCCGCGGCAUCGAGGACGCUCUCGACGAUUCCAUUGGAGACGUGUGGGACUUCACCCUGGACCCCAUUGCUCUGAAGCUUGUCCCCUACGAGCAGUCCUCUCUCCUGGAGCUGAUCAAAACAGAAAACAAGGUCCUGAACAAAGUUAUCACUGUCUUCGCUGCUCUGUGUAGCGAAAUCCGGAAACUCAAAUACGAGGCUGAAACGAAAUUCUACAAUGGUCUUCUGUACUAUGGGGAAGGAGUGUCGGACACCUGCGUGCUGGAGGGGGAGUCCCAGGUGCAGAUGGGACGCUUUAUAUCCUUCCUGCAGGAGUUGUCGUGCUUCGUGUCACGCUGUUUCGAGGUCGUGGUGAACGUGAUCUAUCAACUGGCCUCCCUCUACAACAGCAGCAAGGGCUCCACAAAAAUCAUUGAGUCGUCUGGAGUCCAUUUUCAGACAGUGCACGAGCAGCUUGGGGAGCUGCUGGUGGUGCUCAUCACCCUGGAUGAGAUCAUGGAGAACCACAGCACACUGAAAGAGCACUGGAAGAUGUACAAGAGGUUACUGAAGUCUGUCCACCACAACCCCUCCAAGUUUGCCAUCCCGGAGGAGAAGCUGAAGCCCUUUGAGAAGCUCCUGCUGAAGCUGGAGGGGCAGCUGCUGGACGGCAUGAUCUUCCAGGCCUGUGUGGAACAGAGGUUUGAUAACCCAGGAGACGGCGUGUCCGUGUCCAAAAACAGUGCUUUCGCUGAAGAGUUUAUCCACAAUAUCCGGACGAUCUUCACCAACGUGGAGUCCAAGCUUGGUGAGCCCUCAGAGAUCGAUCAGAGGGAUAAAUACGCUGGUGUCUGCGGCCUGUUCGUGCUUCAUUUUCACAUCUUCAGAACUGUCGACAAGAAGCUCUACAAAGCCCUGCUGGACAUCUGCAAGAAGGUCCCGGCUGUAACGCUCACAGCAAACAUAAUCUGGUUCUCAGAUUCCUUCCUGAUGGCUAAAGUUCCAGCUGCAGCCAAAAUGAUGGACAAGAAGAUUCUGCAGAGCAUCAAAGUUCAGAGAGAAGCUUUCCUACAGCAGAAAGCACAGAGCCUCACCAAGGACGUGCAGUCCUACUACGUGUUUGUCACUUCCUGGAUGAUGAAAAUGGAGUCGAUUCUGUCCAAAGAACAUCGAGGCGAGAAGUCCUCUGAAGAUCUGAGCAGCAGGUGCAAUGUGUUUGUGCAGGGCAUCCUGUACGCAUAUGGAAUCGGCAUCAUCAUCAGAACCACCAUGAACCUGUACAUGUCCACACAGAAGCCCAUGACCAAGACCACGGUGAAGGCUCUGUGCAGGCUGGUGGAGCUGCUGAAGGCGGUGGAGCACACGUUCCACAGGCGCUCCAUGGUGGUGGCUGACUCCGUGUCCCACAUCAGCCAGCAGCUGCAGUCCCAGGCGCUGGCCUCCAUCGCUACAGCCAAGAAACGAGUGAUCUCGGAUAAGAAGUACAGCGAGCAGCGUCUGGAUGUCCUGUCUGCGCUGGUGUUGGCAGAGAACGCUCUGAACGGACCGAGCACGUGGGAGCGACGGCUGGUGGUGUCACUCGCACUCAGUGUGGGAACACAGAUGAAAACAUUUAAGGAUGAGGAGCUACUGCCCCUGCAGCUGGUUCUGAAGAAACUGGACCUGAUCAGUGAGCUGAGAGAGAGGGUGAAGGUUCAGUGUGACUGCAGCUUCAUGUAUUGGCACCGAGCAGUCUUCCCCAUCUACCUGGACGAUGUCUAUGACAACGCUGUGGAUGCAGCUCGAGUUCACUACAUGUUCAGCGCUCUGAGAGACUGUGUCCCCACCAUGCUGCACGCCAGACACCUGGAGUCAUGUGACCAGCUGCUGGAGAGCUACGACACAGAGACCAUGCUGGUGUUUAAGGAGCACCUCCUGGAUAAGCUGUGUAAGGAGAUAGAGAAAGACCUCCGUCUCUCUGUCCACACUCACCUCAAACUGGAUGACAGGAACCCCUUUAAGGUGGGCAUGAAGGACCUGGCCCACCUGUUCUCCCUCAAACCAAUCCGCUUCUUCAACCGCUUCAUAGACAUCAAAGCCUAUGUGACGCACUACCUGGAUAAGACCUUCUAUAACCUGACCACAGUGGCGCUCCACGACUGGGCCACCUACAGCGAGAUGAGAAACCUGGCAACCCAGCGCUACGGCCUGCUGAUGACUGAAGCACACCUGCCCAGCCAGACCCUGGAACAGGGUCUGGAUGUUCUCGAGAUCAUGAGGAACAUCCACGUUUUCGUCUCACGUUACCUGUACAACCUGAACAACCAGAUCUUCAUCGAGAGAACCAGUAACAACAAGCACCUGAACACCAUCAACAUCCGCCACAUCGCCAACUCCAUCCGCACCCAUGGCACGGGCAUCAUGAACACCACGGUGAAUUUUACUUACCAGUUCCUACGGAAGAAGUUCUACAUCUUCAGCCAGUUCAUGUACGAUGAGCACAUCAAGUCCCGUCUCAUCAAAGACAUCCGCUUCUUUAGGGAGACCAAAGACCAGUCCGAUCAGAAGUACCCGUUUGAGCGUGCGGAGAAGUUCAAUCGCGGGAUCAGGAAGCUGGGAAUCACCCCUGAUGGACAGAGCUACCUGGACCAGUUCAGACAGCUCAUCAGCCAGAUAGGUAAUGCCAUGGGCUACGUGCGAAUGAUCCGCUCUGGAGGCCUCCACUGCUGCAGCAGUGCCAUCAGGUUUGUUCCGGAUCUGGAGGACAUCGUGAACUUUGAGGAGCUGGUGAAGGAGGAGGGGCUGUCAGAGGAGACACAGAAAGCAGCCAGUGUGUUGGACUCAGUCCUGGGUGACCUGACCAGUAACUCUGCAGAGGGGACAGAGUAUUUUAAGAUGCUGGUGGGUGUGUUCGCUCCAGAGUUCCGCAGCGUUAAGAACAUGCACCUGAGGAACUUCUACAUGAUCGUACCUCCGCUGACGGUGAAUUUCGUAGAGCACUCCAUCAGCUGCAAGGAGAAACUCAACAAGAAGAACAAAGGAGGAGCUGCCUUCACUGACGAUGGCUUUGCUAUGGGUGUGGCCUACAUUCUGAAGCUGCUGGACCAGUACCAGGAGUUUGACUCUCUGCACUGGUUCCAGUCAGUCAGGGAUAAGUACCUGAAGGAAAUGAGUGCAGUAGCUAAAGAGCAGAACGUUCAGGCCUCAGGCCAGGAUGAGAAGCUGCUGCAAACCAUGAACCUCACCCAGAAGAGGCUCGACGUCUACCUGCAGGAGUUUGAGCUGCUGUAUUUCUCCCUGAGCAGUGCGCGCAUCUUCUUCAGAGCCGACAAGACGGCCGCAGAGGAGAACCAGGAGAAGAAGGACAGAGAAGAGGUGUCCAAAUCGGGCAGCAGUAACCCCUCCGGUGACCCUGCCUCAGACCCCGCCCCCAAGUGAGAGGUGGGGGUGCGGCUAACCCCAGGCGUCUCACGGACAUUCGCACAUCGCUGAGAGCCUGUUCUGGACCAGCGCUUCCAACACCUGUUCUGGGAGAAAGGAGGAGAGAGAGAGAGAGAGGAGGAGAAAAGAGGAGAAAGGAGGAAAGAGAAGAGAGUGAAAGGAGGCACAAGUGAAGAGAGGGAGGAAAGGAUACGAGAAAGAGGGAAAGAGGGUCAAGACUGGACUGCAGGUGGUGGGAGAGAUGGGGCGAUCGAGAAGCAACGGAUGUUGGAUAAUCCUACCCCUUCUCUCUGGGACUGGUCUGUGGUUUCCAUGUGGUUCGAGAAGCUGAAAGGGAUCAAGGUCAGGCUUCCUGAAUUCUGGUUCUAUCACUAGAGGGUUCUGGUUCUGGUUCUGUUCCCACCUCCACUACAUAUGAGCAGAAUGUGUAUCUGCCAGCGCGGGACUUGUCCUCCGCUCCUAAUAAAAGUCCUGCUCCGUUCACAUCUCUCCUUCAUCAUUACCCAAACUCCCCCAGAGUUCCAGACGGGGGUGGUGAACCCCCCUCUCCCACACAGAGCAGUUUCAGUGCACAGGAGAGGCUGGAGCGUUCGUCUGAUGGACAGUAGUUUUGUCUCCAUCAUUUCCUCUUCUCGCUCAACAGAACUGCAGGGUAUUGGCGGCAGUUCGGUUAAGCGCAAAAGCGCUUCACAGCUACAACCCUGCUUUUGCAGCUUGGUGAGCUCCACAGCGUGAACUCUGUUAGCAUCGGCUUGUCCAGCUCAGUACAGCACACCAAGCAUUCCCCUGAUGUAACACGGAAAAUGCGACAUCGGAAUAGCGGCCUGUGGGAUUGUGCCGUCUAUCUGCAGCAACACACGCUCACAGACGUAAGAUAAUUAAUCGCUGUGGCUGGAGGCCUUGUGUUCAGAUUUGAUUGGAAUUUUCAGAAGUUCUUGCAGUUUUUUAAUUAUUUUAUUUUUUGAUUGGUUGGUACUAAUAUGCCAAUAACAAUGCUGCCUCCUUAUAUUAAGCAUAAUCCGAGUAUGUCUCGUCUUGUUUUGUCUUGUAUUUGUCUUGUUUUAGGACAUUGCUGUUGAUCUUGUAACACAAAUCUAGGAAAUACAAGGAACAGUAUAUGCUAAAGACACCAUUUCCUCUGAUCACCAAAUUGCAUUUAUUCCACUAGACAGUCAGAAUCCUUCCUCUUCCCACCACUGUGUGUGUUCCAGUCUCACAUUAAGUGUCCGAUACUGAUUGUCAUUGUCUUUUUACCAUUUCAAUUGUAUCAAAUGUGUUUUGUUCUGUUUAUCCUUGCGUCUGACUGAUGGUAGUGUACGGUAGUGAAGUUUUACUCACACGUCGAUGCCUUUCUGUUCUUAUUAAAAUGACCUGCGCCUUUUAAGUUGACCCUACAAAGUUCUGUAUCGUGCCUUGUUUGCAAGAGCAAGCUUUUGUUACGUUUCUGUUGGACUUCCUUUGUACAAGUACUUUUUUCUUUUUUGAUUGAAAUGCCUGUGACUGAACGUUCUCACAAUGUCACUGCCAUGUAGUGGCAAUGUUAAAACAUUGACAGAACAUUCCAGUAACAUUGUGAGGACAUUUUGGGUUGGCUUGGCGGCCAGGCAGCUUACUGAAAGGGAGGGUCCAUGUUAGAGCAGGAUUACACCUGGUUUCUACUUCCUGCAGAGGGAAAAUGGACUUCCUCCACCUGGAUGGUUUCUCUCUUUUCUACAUUUAUGGCACAUUCCAAUUUUUUUUGGUGUUGAUUUUUUUAAAGCCUUUGUAAAAAAACAAACUUGUAUUUGUUUAUAUUAAUCGUGCAUUAAAUCAUGGCAUCAUUGUGACAUACUGGAUGUUAAUAAAAAGGAACCAAUAUUUGAAUCGUAA
Molecule: messenger RNA, 5448 nt
Organism: Conger conger (European conger)
Lineage: Eukaryota; Metazoa; Chordata; Actinopteri; Anguilliformes; Congridae
Gene: washc4
Product: WASH complex subunit 4
Exons: 33
Coding region: 52-3576 (1174 amino acids)
Biological process (GO): endosome organization; endosomal transport
Cellular component (GO): endosome; WASH complex
Source: RefSeq, a predicted model, not a curated record